AUGGGGGGAAAACAGGACCAGGACGAGGAGGCCUACGGGAAACCAGCCAAAUAUGACCCCUCCUUUCGAGGCCCCAUCAGAAACAGGAGCUGCACAGAUAUCAUCUGCUGUAUGCUCUUCUUCGUUUUCAUUCUGGGUUACAUCGCCGUGGGGAUCUUGGCCUGGGUGUACGGAGACCCCAAACAAGUCCUCUAUCCCAGGAACUCCACGGGGGCCUAUUGCGGGAUCGGGGAGAACAAAGAGAAACCAUAUCUCCUAUACUUCAACAUCUUCAGCUGCGUCCUAAACACCAACAUCAUCGCGAUCGCCCAGAAUGGCCUGACGUGCCCCACACCCCAGGUGUGUGUAUCCUCCUGCCCAGCGGCCCCAUGGACCGUGGAACCGAGCCAGUUCUCACAGACAGUCGAACAGGUCUUCACAGCAAAUAGGAAAUUCUGUCUGCCAGGGGUGCCUGGGAACAUGCAAGUACUCCAAAGCCUGCAACAGGAGCUCUGCCCCAGUUUCCUCCUGCCUUCCACUCCAGCUCUGGGGCGCUGUUUCCCAUGGACCAAUAGUACGGUGCCCGAGCUCCCAGGGAUCUCCAACACAUCCAUCUCCCAGAGCAUCAGUGGUGUUUUCGACAGCCUCAAUGCCCGUGACAUCAGUGUCAAGAUCUUUGAAGACUUUGCGCAGUCCUGGUAUUGGAUUCUUGUUGCACUAGGCGUGGCUUUGGUUCUGAGCCUGCUGUUUAUCCUGCUCCUACGGCUGGUGGCUGGGCCCCUGGUGUUCGUGCUGAUCAUAGGGGUGCUGGGCGUGCUGGCGUAUGGCAUCUACCACUGCUGGGAAGAAUACCGCGUGCUGCGGGACAAGGGUGACUCCAUCUCCCAGCUGGGCUUCACCACCAACCUCAGUGCCUACAGAAAUGUUCAGGAGACCUGGCUAGCCGCCUUGAUCAUACUGGCUGUGCUCGAAGGCAUCCUGCUGCUGAUGCUCAUCUUCCUGCGGCAGCGGAUUUGCAUCGCCAUCGCCCUCCUGAAGGAGGCCAGCAGAGCUGUAGGAUACAUAAUGUCCGCCAUGUUCUACCCGCUGGUCACCUUUGCCCUCCUGCUUGUCUGCAUUGCCUACUGGGCUAUAAUUGCUCUGUAUCCUUUGCCCACAUGGCUCACCCCUCCUGAAGCCCUUGGCAGUUUGCCCGGCUGUGAGAAAGUGCCCAUGAAUACAUCAUGCAACCCCAUGGAGCAAGUGGACUCCUCUUGUCCUGGGCUGAUGUGCGUCUUCCAGGGCUACCGGUCCACGGGCCUGGCACAGCGUUCUCUCUUCAACUUGCAAAUCUAUGCAGUUCUGGGCCUAUUCUGGACCAUCAACUGGGUACUGGCCCUGGGCCAGUGUGUCCUGGCUGGGGCCUUUGCUUCCUUCUACUGGGCCUUCCACAAGCCCCGGGACAUCCCUACCUUUCCCCUUGGCUCUGCCUUCCUGCGCACACUCCGUUACCACACAGGGUCACUAGCCUUUGGAGCCCUCAUCCUGACCCUGGUGCAGAUAGCCCGGGUCAUCCUGGAAUACAUUGACCACAAACUGAGAGGAGCCCAGAACCCAUUGACUCGCUGUAUCCUGUGCUGCUUCAAGUGCUGCCUCUGGUGUUUGGAAAAGUUCAUCAAGUUCCUGAACCGCAAUGCAUACAUCAUGAUUGCCAUCUACGGGAAGAAUUUCUGUGUCUCAGCCAAAAACGCCUUCAUGCUGCUCAUGCGGAACAUUGUCAGGGUGGUCGUCCUGGACAAAGUCACAGACCUGCUACUGUUCUUUGGGAAGCUGCUGGUGGUUGGAGGUGUCGGGGUCCUGUCCUUCUUUUUCUUCACGGGUCGCAUCCCUGGACUGGGUAAAAACUUUGAGAAUCCUCAACUCAACUAUUACUGGCUGCCCAUCAUGGUCUCCAUCCUAGGGGCCUACCUCAUCGCCAGCGGCUUCUUCAGCGUUUUUGGAAUGUGUGUGGACACUCUCUUCCUCUGUUUCUUGGAAGACUUGGAGCGGAAUGAUGGCUCAGCGGACCGGCCCUACUACAUGUCCAAGAGCCUUCUGAAGAUUCUGGGCAAGAAGAACAAGGGGACCCCGGGAGACAAGAAGAGGAAGAAGUGA
Messenger RNA from Rangifer tarandus platyrhynchus (Svalbard reindeer), 2112 nucleotides. The record is from the annotation of a GenBank genome assembly. NCBI's taxonomy places the organism in Eukaryota, Metazoa, Chordata, Mammalia, Artiodactyla, Cervidae.